AUGGCCCAACCACAAACGCAGGCGGGCUCCGCGAAUGGCACCUCUAAUGGAGAACGCCAAGAUCCAGGAGGAUUUAAACUCAAAUUCUGUACGGUUUGUGCAAGCAACCAGAACAGAUCUAUGGAAUCGCAUCUGCGUCUUGCAGCCGCAAAUUACCCAGUCAUCUCGUUCGGCACAGGAUCUCUAGUCCGACUUCCAGGCCCUUCCAUUGACAAGCCAAACGUGUACCAAUUCAACAAGACCUCAUACGACAGUAUGUACAAAGAACUUGAGUCGAAGGACCCGCGGCUGUAUCGGGCGAAUGGUUUAUUAAACAUGCUUGAGCGAAACAGAGGUGUGAAAUGGGGACCAGAGAGGUGGCAGGACUGGCAGAUUGGUGCUCCCAGACUUCAACACAACGCAGACCGCGGUUCGGAAGGUUUGGAAGGAGGGGUGCCGGACGUAGUUAUUACAUGCGAGGAGAGGUGUUGGGAUGCGGUCAUUGACAAUCUACUGGAACGGGGUUCGCCCUUGAAUCGCCCUGUCCAUGUUAUCAAUGUCGAUAUCAAGGACAAUCAUGAGGAGGCUCUGAUAGGUGGAAGAGGAAUUCUGGAUCUGGCAGACUCUUUGAAUAAAGCAGCGACAGAGGAACGAGAAGCCAAUCCAUCAGGGUUUGAUAGUGGAAUUGCUGGUAGUCGAGCCGGGUUUGAUGAGCGAGUUCCGGAGAUUAUUGGUGAAUGGCAAGAGAGAUGGCCCAAUCUUCCAAGUGUAUGGACACUUGGUUGGUUUUGA
Molecule: messenger RNA, 771 nt
Organism: Mollisia scopiformis
Lineage: Eukaryota; Fungi; Ascomycota; Leotiomycetes; Helotiales; Mollisiaceae
Product: Ssu72-like protein
Exons: 2
Coding region: 1-771 (256 amino acids)
Biological process (GO): termination of RNA polymerase II transcription
Cellular component (GO): nucleus; mRNA cleavage and polyadenylation specificity factor complex
Molecular function (GO): RNA polymerase II CTD heptapeptide repeat phosphatase activity
Source: RefSeq, a predicted model, not a curated record